AUGCCCGUUCUUCGCGAACAACCACCAUCCCCUUCCCCAAAGUCUCCAACCGAGCCCCCCGCUGCACCGCGACCGCAGUCCUCCCGCCCAUCGGCCUCCUCGGAUCUUUCCUCCUCCUCCUCCUCUUCCUCCUCCGUGCCUUCGCUCACCAGCGAAGAGUCCGCCACAUCCUCGUCGGACUCUGAAAUCCUCGCCUACCCUCUCGGGCGACUAUCAUUGCAAGAUCAGGGUCGGUCUCACCCGCCGCUCGUGCAGCCCAAGGCACCCAGCAAGGUACACUUCCCGCCCACGUCAUCCCCGCCAGCACCCAACCGCGCUCUCGAUCAGACAGCCACACGGAACGAGCGGUCGGUGGCCAUGCUCGAGCGCGAGCAUCACCCAGAAUGGCGCAGUGCGGGCAGGGACAGCCCAGCUCCUUCCCCCGCUUUCGCCGCUUCUCCCCUCCCCUACUCUCCUCUCGCCUCCGCCUCCGCCUCCGCCGCCGCCGCCCGCCCGACCGCCCCUCGCCGGGCGUCGUCAUACUCUAAACGCCACGCUUCCUUCGACUCGCCUAGAGAAAUCCCUCUGCCAUACAUGCCCCACCGCGAACCCUCCUACCCCACACCAUCCUCCUCCACAUCCCACUCACAAGGCCCCGGCAUCGACUCCAACUCGCCCACCCGCCUCACCUGUCUCGCAUCGGACUCGUGGCCAGAUUCGUCACGACAGGCCUACGGCGAGACCGCCGCCAGCUCGUCCUCCGACAGCACACCGUCGACUUCGUCGUCGCCCCCCACGUCGAUGGGCGGCGAUCCAAAAGCGUCAAGGGCGUCGGUCGCGGACUACAUGGACAUGUCGGACUCGGGUCCGUCCAGUACGCUCUUCCACUCCUCUCGUGGCGUACAGCACCCCCGUCCCCAGUCGCCGCGGUUAGCGUCGUCGUCGUCAUCGUCGACAGCGCUGCCGCUCUUCACGCGCCCGUUCUCGUCGCCCGACGCGUCGCGGGCUAUCAUCUCACCCCGGCCGAUGCGACCGCCCGGAGUGCCAGACCGGGGGUCGACAGCAAGUCUACCGCUCCCGGCCGACACACCGUUGCACACGCUGCCUGCGCUCGCGGGCGGACCAAUCCAGGAGGAUGUGGAGAUGGUGUCGGCAGCGCCAACACGGCCAUCGUCGAGCCGGCCGAGCGUUGGGAGUCAUCAGGCGUCGACGUCAUUGGUGCCGUCAUCGUCGGGGUGGGCUGCGCGGCGGUCGCCAUCGCUGGUGUCGGAGAUGGAACAUGAGGAGUUCAUGUCACUCGUCGCGAACCGCAUCGUCCACCGCGCCUAUUCGGCCUCCGCCCUCUCCCCCCACCACCCCACAUCCGCGGAGCGCCCUUAUCCCCCGCCUGCGCCGCCAACGGUGCUCACCCCGCCGCCACCACCGCUGAGCCAAGCGCGCGGACCGGCAGCACCUUACGAGCCGUUCCUCGCGCACGCACCGCCGCCACAAGACAGCUAUGUCGCGGUGGACACGCGUCCGACGGAAUACCGACUCGUGGUCCGCUUACCAGGUUUCAGGCGGGACGCGAUCACGGUUUCAUCGCGCAAGAGGCGAAUUCUGCAUGUCGUCGCCGACUCGUGGGAGCCCAACGGGGGCCACUUCGAGCAGCGGAUAUCGUUUGGAUACGACGCCAUCCUCACCCAGGUCCGAGCCGAGUUCGACGGAGAACACCUCCAAGUGAUCGUCCCCCGCAGGGCCGUCCCCAUGACGUGA
Messenger RNA from Epithele typhae, 1734 nucleotides. RefSeq lists its product as uncharacterized. Bases 1 to 1734 code for a protein of 577 amino acids. Lineage: Eukaryota; Fungi; Basidiomycota; Agaricomycetes; Polyporales; Epitheliaceae. The transcript has 4 exons. The record is from RefSeq and is a predicted model, not a curated record.